UUCGCAGAUAAAGCAGUGGGGUCAACUAGUUCAUCGGAUAAGUCUAAAUACAAUCCAGAGAGAAGAAAUGAGGCUUCAGCUGUUCGGGGAGCUUCACGUAAUUACGGUUCCGAUGACGCGUUUCUGUCGUUGUGGGAUAUGGGAGGACAUGGGUCAUUUCAGGCUUCACACAAUGUCUUCCUCUCUGCGCACGGUGUAUACCUAUUAGUCUUCAGACUCACAGAUUUUCUCAGAGACAAGCUGGAAACUGAUCGACUGAAGAGGUGGAUCCGAUUGAUUGGCACAUUUUCCAAAGACGAAUUAACUGCUCCAAACCUCCGUUCAAAAAGGAUACAAGCACCUCCGAUUAUCUUUGUCGGUACAUUCCUUGAUGAGCUAAAGAAAGAAUACAAUGACUACAACAAACAAAUAGCAGACAUAAACAGGAGCAUCACGAAAUUUCCAGAGCUGUCAAGUCUCCAUUUCGUGAGGUUCUGUACAGUUGAUAACAGCCUCGGCAAUGAUCAUAGAGAACUUCACAUAUUGCGAGGCUUCAUCACAGAGGCUGCUGAGCAUCAGGAUCAAUGGGAAAGAGAACUUCCUACUACGUGGUUAAAGUUAGAAUUGGAUCUGUAUCAAGCUAGGGAAAGGGAACAAAGAUACUGACACUGGAGGAGGUUGUAAACAUGAACAAAACAUCGCUGGCCCCAUUGAAGGAUGAAGAUGAGAUCAAACUUGCCCUAGAGUACCUUCACAGCAUCAGGUCUGUGAUAUAUUUCCGGGAAUCUGACUACGUCAUCAAUGACCCACAAUGGCUCGCUGAUUUCUUCAGUAUCCUGAUUACCGAUGACUACUUUCUCCCAAGCUAUGACCCACUGCUCAACCGAGACUUGGAUUUGUACAAAACCAAGGGCGAGUUAACUCAGAAGUUGAUCAAAGGUCUCCUCUGUUUGAAGAAGAAUGAAGCUUUUGCUCCCUUCAAGUCCAUUCUCCUCGCUCUGAUGGAAAAGUUUGGACUGAUAGUGAAAAUACUGCUGUCGGAAAACGCCACAGAAAAUGCACAAUUCAGUGAGACGUAUACCGUUCCAAGCAAACUUUCGGAGCUUCAAAAUAUCGACGGGAUUACCGAUGAGGUUAAUGCACUUAAGCACAGAAAUCUUGCUGUCUCUAAAACGUUAUGUUUCGUGUUUGGUGACAUUUAUGUACCAUACGAACUGUUCCACAGAAUAUUUGCCGAGAUCCUUAGGACGUAUAGAGCAACUUCAUUGUCAGCACGAAGCUUGGAGGAAGCUGCUGAAGGUGGCGAGUCGACGGCAGAGACUACAGGAUUGUCUCUAUAUGGAUUUUGGGUGUUUUGAGGUCAACGACAUUUGCAGAAUAAUAUUGUCCAUGCACGCAGAGAGGUCAACCAUUGCCGUGACAGUGUUCAGUCCCACAGAAUCUCGGCUUCCGGCAGAUUCUGGAAAAUACGUGCGGCUCUCAAUCGAGCGUAUUCUUCGGGAAACAUUGCAAAUGAGUAAUCAAGAACACUUUCAUUACUCACACCAACUACACUGCAACUUUCAUCUGAGCCCAUACGACACCCCAGUACAGCUGUACGGCAUCAUCCACUCAGAAAGAGGCGUGUGCUGUAAAGGUGGGGAAUGUCAAGGGCAACAUCGUCUGUCAAGAGAUGAUAUCGAGUAUUGGGGCAUCACAGAGGUGUCUACAAGGACUGCUACCCUGGCAGGUACAGCGUUAGUCGAUAAAAAUAUUCCAGAAAGAAGACCAACACCCCGGGAACUUGGUCGUCUGUCAAGUAUAGUUGAUGCGUCCUCCUGUGAGAUGUUGUUUAUUGAGCUAGGCAUUUCUAGUCUAGAAAUCAAAAAUAUCAAGGAGGAGUCAUCGAGAUUGGCGGCAAUCACCCAGAUCACCAAGAUGUUUUUAAGAUGGACAAACGCCUACCCAAAUCAAACGUUCCAAGACAUCGCAAAUGCUAUGACAAAUGUUAACAUGGCAACUGACCGCAUUCCUGAAGUGAUCGAAGUAAACGAAGAGUCAUCCUGUCGAGGUAUUGUUCCAAAUGAAGUAUGGAGCAGAGCACCAUCUGAUGAUGAAAUAACAGAAAUCGUAGACAACAUUGACAAAGCGUUCUUCAACCUGUGUCUUGAGCUUGGGUUGUCGCCUCCAGUUAUCGAUCAACACGUUCUUUGCCAUCCUGUCAACUUCCAGGACAGAAUGGGUGCCCUCCUUCGAUGUUGGAUAAAGAAAUUCCAACGACAGGCAACUAUAGGCAGGUUGCUGACAGCGAUGGAAGUGUGUCAGAUGGACUGGCAUACAACGGCACAAAUAUGGUCAAGAUGCCAGGAGAAGCCCACUACACAUCACCGAAGACGGCACAGAUUAAAGUGUUCAAUUGUUUAAAUGAAGAACACAUUGAAAAUUCUCGGAUUAUCAAAGCAAUUCUGAGGAGUUAAAAUGUAUUUUUUUUUUGUUAAUGAGGAAUAUCAUUACCAUGUUAAUGAUAAUUCUACCAGGAGAACCGCAAAGCAUAUGAAUUUUAUGUUUGUACUGUGUACAACAAACAUAAUGUUUUAUACCAGAACUGUAAAUUUUUAUCAUUAUCAAUGGCAAUAUUAAUUUUUAGUUACUAAUGACAUAUGUGUGCAGUAUGCGUUGACAAGAUGGGGCCAAAGGAUUAUAAAUACAUCUCCGCCUGGGCUUCCUACCCUCCGUCUGUCUGUCCACCUGACUUUGUAAAACCCUCUCCUUCCAUAUUUUGCUGGGUCUAAUUCAUGCCGUUGUACAUGGCUUAAAUGAUGGUCUUUGAUACCGUAAAGCAUGGAGUCAAUCAACUCUAUCAACAUGAAAAUGAGACCCCUUUUGGAAAUUAACAUAACUUAGGGUUGAAUGAUUCUGUACAAAAAAAGGACUGCUUAUCUUGACAGUUGAACAUAAUAUAUUAACGCUGAAAGUGGAAUUUCGUUUUAUUGGAACUUAUAAUUACAUUACCAGUGAAGCCUUGGAACUAUUGAUUCCCGGUCCCUCGUACAUCUGACCGUUCGUCUAUCUGCUAUUCCUUAUAAAUCUGUGAAGCUAAUUACUUCCUCCACAAUUUUGCGCGAGAUGACUUUUAGAUUUUUGCAACACAGUUUCUGUUCGACGGAUGUGAGUAUGCCUUUAACAUAGUUCAAUUACAUUAUGAAGAUGUGAAAAGAAGUGAUAUGCUUAUCAUCCCAUUAUAAAAUGAUAAAAAUGUAAUAGAUUAAGCAAGCAGAGAAUUUUUGAAUAAUUCUAAUAAUUUCAUUUAUUUCAAUGAUGUACUGUCCAUUUUGUGUAUAGAAGAAAUAUAUUGUGUUAUUUUUGCUGUUAUAAACAAGCGGGAUUUUAAGCAUCUGAAAAGUUUGCUGUCAGCGUGGUGUAAUUUACGACGCAAUUAAAGGAUACCAUUAUAUACCGAUUAAUUGCUUACUGCAGUUCACCUUCCCUAUUACAAAUCACGACCUUAUACAAAUCUGAGUCUCUGCCAAAAUGAUAAACCAUGCUCAAUCAGAAUUUCUACGUGUCUAAUUACCAUUUCUAUUUUAUUAUAACAUUUUACGCAUUUGUAAGUGUUAGGUUGAUGAAAGGAAUGCCUAUUUUUCAAUUGCAGAGAUUAUUGUAAUUUAACUUAUUAUGUAUAUAAAAUUAGUAAAAAAAAAUUGUCAUUAGUCAAUUUUAAAUAACUAGAGUGGAAUAUCUUUCGUUCCUAUUUCAUGAUAAUUAUGUUAAUUACAAACACAUGUUUGGAAGAUUUUACAAAACCAUUCAUAAUUUAUUUGGAAUUUACCCAUCAAGCAAUGUUUGGUAAAAACAAAACCUUGUUCACGUAGUAUAUAUAAAUAAUAAUUAUACAUUCUGUUUAAUGAAGGCGUUUUAAGUUGUUUGUUUAAUAUAAUGUUGUUGAUAUUCCGAAUCACAAUAGGCUUUAGCAGAUUAUCUAUUUCCGGGGUUAUUUGAUUAGUGUAAACAGCAAGAUCAAGGAUCGCUUGACAACACUGCAAAGAAAUUAAAAUCGUGAAAGAAAGAAAUAGUCACCCUUCUCCACCCCUUCCAUAUCUGAGUUCACCUUAGGUUUCAAAGUUGUUAUUUCUAUGAAGUUGUUUCAGUAAAAAUGUCUAUAUUUAACAUCUAAUUCUCAUGAAUUAAUUGCAUCUCAAGAUAACUGCCUUAUAUAUUGUUUGUUAUGAAAUAUAUAAUUAAGCUAUGAGUGUUUGCCUUUUUAUAGUAAAGAUCACCCAUCUGUUUGCCUUUAUACAAAAUUAAGUUGAAAUAAAAUAACACAUCUCUCUGUUAAUUUGGCACAUAUUAAUAAGUAUUGACGUAGUUAGCCCGAUCCCAAAGAUAUCACGCGGGUUUAAUUUCAAUGUUUUAUUAAUUUCGUUUCUUAUUCGAGUCACUCAUUGCUUAUGAUUCUUAUUUUCAGUGUUAAUUAUUUUUUAUUGUAAUUACAUCCAUAUCGUGUAAAAGUUAGUUGUUAUACUGAUUGAUAUUGUAUAGUAAUAAAAUAAAAAAUAACAAAAAAAAACCACACUUAAUAUUGACUUCUUUACUACUGAAAUGAAUAUUAUAUAGCAUAUCAGGUUGUCUGAUUUACUUAUUGGUGUCAAAAUACCCAUACGCUUUUAUAAAUAUAAAUAAAUACGGCUGGAUCAAGGAAUUAUCUUUAUAUAAAUACGUACGUUUAAUGAAUAUUUACCUGAAUAUGUUUGAAGUAAUCACAAUAUUGUUUUUAGAAAUGGUUAUGGAAAUGUUUAUUAUUGCUUCAUAUGUAUAGUUAACAUAAGGAGGAGGUGAUUGGUCGAGAGAUGCACAGCUUUGCUUUUAUUUGUAGCAGGUUUACUGGAGUCAGAUGUCCGAGGCCGCUGAUAAGAUUAACGAAUCAAAGUGUGUGUAUAUUAUAUGAUUAUUAGUAAUUAGAUAAUCUACACUGGAAGCCGAAUUUAUUUCAAACCACCUCCCCAACAAUCCACCUUCUAAUGCUUACUUGUUUUCUGGCUUAUGAUGAUCAAUGCUAUAUCAUCUGAAAUUUAUGUUUGCAAAUGUAUAUGUAAAUGUAUGUAUACCAUGAUGCGGAUUUGCUAUCAUGAACGAUAUUGAUGUAUUUUGUUUACUCUAUGCCAUCGAAGUUUUUUUUUUUCAUUACAUCGUUUUAUUAUAUGAUCAUAUCUUUCACAUUCUUCGGUUGGCUAACAAAGUGUCACGUGAUUCCAGAUAAAAGUCUUAUUGACCGGCUGUGAAAAGCAAAGCUGGUAAAUAUGCUUGUUAACUGGGUGUUUCUAAAAAUGGGUUAUUUAUUAGAUGGUUCCCCUUGGUAUUUUCUACAUUGUAAAAUAUCUUUAAGGUUUUUAAAAAUUACUGGAAAUAACGGUGACUAUUACAAUAUUAGCUAUCACAAGAAAUAAUGUAAUCUUGUACAUUUGUGUACAUGGUUCUAUUAACCUAAAUGUGAUAUAAACGUAAUUAUAUUUUCUGUUUUUCUUAACUUUAUAAUUUCACACAUUACGAAAUUCUGCCUUUGUGCGACAUCUUUAUCUUAUAAACAUAAUUUAUCUUAUUGAAAUAUAUUGUUGAAGUCAAUGCAGUAAUAAAUUCUGAUGUUUGAAAGCCAUCGUUAUCUUUAUUCUUAAACUAUACCCUUGGAUUAAUCAAACAUGGUUGUCCUACUAAAAUACAACGUUUUAUUACUUCACGAUCCAUAUAAUUCCAGCCUUGAUAAGGAGAUACUGUUCUUUAGUAAACAUUAAUAGAUAAAGAACAUCUUACAUUUUGUUAUAAUUACCUAUGUGAAAAAGUGUACUUUAUAUCUGUACUUGUGUGAAAAAGAAAUAUAAUGGCAAUAAAGUUGUAUCAACUGAA
Messenger RNA from Pecten maximus, 5856 nucleotides. RefSeq lists its product as uncharacterized. Gene Ontology annotation, molecular function: protein binding. The transcript is spliced from 7 exons. Gene Ontology annotation, biological process: signal transduction. The coding region runs from base 1036 to 2382 and encodes 448 amino acids. NCBI's taxonomy places the organism in Eukaryota, Metazoa, Mollusca, Bivalvia, Pectinida, Pectinidae. The record is from RefSeq and is a predicted model, not a curated record.